GGCUCCAUGACUGUGAAAAUAAGUAACUUAAAUGUGUUUAUACGCGUUGCCUCUGACGUCACGGUCCCCGCCCACAAGAGUUCUGGUUUGAUCGCCGCGCUCUGUUGACAGUCGUCGGAGCGACGAGAGCUGCGCGCGCACUCGUGCUCUGUGGUGAUUUAACGGCAUUAAGCGGCAGCGGGCUGUCGUGUUUCGGCUACCGGGUGGUCGGUAUGUUUGUCCGUUUAAACAUGUUUACACAGCCCACCCUGAGCACCAGUAAUGCCAUUACGAGCUCGUGAGGCGGCCGUUUGUCAUUCUGACUGAGCUCGUGCUCGCCUAGCCGCCACAGGCUAGUUCAUGAAGCGAUAUUGUGUCAAAAAUAUUCUGCGUUCAUAUUCAAGGGAAAUCAACGCCACGACGCGCGGACAGACGCUUCGGACGCCCUCCGGAUCGAACAAACUCGAAUGAUUAAACGGUGGCGCUCAUUGUGCAGGAUGCAGGAAGUCUGAAAACACAUGCUUUCAUCAUGAUAAACCUGCCACCCUCUUCUCAGCUAUAGGAGCACUUUAAAGCCCGCACGCACGCACGCACACACACACAUAAAUCGCACUACAGCCCCGGGUGUGUCAGAUUUAAGCCUGUGACACAUUCUGUUUGGUCUUUGAUCAGCGUGAUCUCUGGGUAAAAGUGGAAAGUGUGCGGCUUUUUUAAGGGAAGAUGUCGUUGGUCUUCCCCCCCGACGGGAUGGAAGGGGGCGACAUCCUGCCCGCCGAUGGUCCUAUGAGCACCCGUGGCAAAAGCAGCCCGCACACCAACACAGACAACACAGAACCCGAUGAGAACAUUUCACCAGACGCACAGAAACGAUGUCAGAAUCACGGCCACACUCGGAAACGAGCCAAGUCUAAUGCAAAGCUGAAGCUGGUGAGAAGUUUGGCAGUGUGUGAGGAGUCCUGUGGUCCGUUUUCAACAGACGGUCCUCCUGAAUCACAGGAUAUUAUUCAGCUUCACAUAAGUUGUCCGUCUGAUAAAGAGGAGGAGAAAUCUUCAAAAGACGAGUACGAGAAUGAAGAAAGGGAGAAGAAGGAUAAAACCCCACGCAAGAUGCUUUCCCGCGACUCCAGUCAAGAAUACACUGAUUCUACAGGGAUUGAUGUGCAUGAGUUUCUGGUGAACACACUGAAAAACAACCCCAGAGACAGAAUGAUGCUGCUGAAGCUGGAACAGGAUAUACUGGAGUUCAUUAAUGAUGACAAUAAUCAGUACAAGAAGUUUCCUCAGAUGACCUCAUAUCACCGCAUGCUGCUGCAUCGAGUCGCUGCGUAUUUCGGCAUGGACCACAACGUGGACCAGACAGGAAAAGCCGUCAUCAUCAACAAGACCAGCAACACGCGCAUACCAGAGCAAAGGUUUUCUGAGCACAUUAAAGAUGAGAGGACCAUGGAUUUCCAGAAGAAGUUCAUUCUGAAGAGAGAUGAUGCCAGCAUGGAUAAAGAUGAUAAUCAGAUCCGCGUGCCACUGCAGGACGGGCGUCGCAGUAAAUCCAUCGAGGAGCGAGAGGAAGAGUAUCAGCGCGUCAGAGAUCGCAUUUUUGCACGAGAAUCCUCACAGAACGGAUACAUAAUUGAGAACAGGGGGAACAGGGAGAGCUCCAGCCGGGCGUCCAGCAGUCGGCAGAGCAGCACCGACUCCGAUAUGAAGAGUUUGGAGCCGCGGCCGUGGAGCAGCACAGACUCGGACAGCUCCAACCGCACGCUGAGACCUCCGGUCACCAAGGCCAGCAGCUUCAGUGGAAUCUCCAUCCUCACCAGAGGAGACAGUCUGGGCAGCCGGGGGUCACAGGGCAGCACCAGGGGCUCCCGUACAUGUCUUCCUACAGUAACUCAAGAUGUUUGUGCGACAGUUCUGCCGCCCCAGCAGAGCCGCGGCCUCUUGCCAUGCCCCCCUAACUGCCCAUCCAGUGCCCCUCAGACCCAGAACCAGCCACCCCCGCCACAAACUGCUCUGCUGCCCACCCCGACUCACGCACACGUUCACACGCAGCACGCCAUUAGCGGCCACAAUCACAUGCUGCCUCAGCCAUUGGCGUCUCUGCAGCCGUCUGCGCAGGCUGUGUCUUAUUCGAACCCCUCGUGCCCUCAGGUCCUCCUGCCCGUUUCUCCUUCCCAGCAGUAUAACAUGGGAGAUGAGUUGAAUUCAGGUUUCAGGCAGAUGUCUCUCAGUCGUCAGGGCUCCAGCGAGGCCCCGGAGCCGCCCAGCCUGUACCCGCCUCCGCCGGCCGUGCUAUCCCAACAUCCUCCACCACAGCCCAGCUACAUCAUGCCCCCUCCACCCUCCGGAUACCAGCCUGCUGCCCCCCACCAGCACCCUCCUCCUCCCCCACCCCCUCCAACGCAGCCCAUAAUGCAGACAGCGCCACCUGCGCAGGGCUACAUGCAGCCUCCUCCACCCCCACAGCAGAUCCAGGUGCAGUAUUAUUCCACAGGCGCUCAGUAUCCUAAUUCGAGCCAGCAGUACCGCUCCAUAUCUCAUCAGGUGUCGUACCCCGCGCAGCGCUCGCAGCCUCUGCCCCCACCAGCACAGCCCUCCGCUCCUCUGCAGCCUAUGAUGACCAAUCAGCAGCCUGCGUAUCAGGGCAUGAUGGGAGUUCAGCAGUCACAGAGCAGCAGUAUGAUGAACACGCAGCGCGCGGGCAUGAACGGACAGAUAACAGGGAUGAUGGUCCAGUAUCCCCCAAUGCCCUCCUAUCAGGUGCCUGUAGCCAAUGAGAGUCAGUCUGUGGUUCAGCCGCAGUAUCAGCAGCAAGUGAUGGUUUCGGCGGGUCAGUCGGUUCAGGGUGCGAUGCCAACCGCUGCGCCCAUGCCUGUUUACUACGGCGUCCUGACCCCCACACAACAGAACAGCACAAGCCCAUCUGUGGGCUACCUGCAGCCCAGUUCAGACCAGUACCAGAUGACCCAGUCCAACUCACCCUGCAGCCCUCAGCCAAUGCAACAGCAGUAUUCAGGGGUCCCGCCCCCCGGACCUGGUGUGAUGGUGAUGCAGCUCAGUGUUCCAAAUGGACCACAGCCUAACCAGAAUCCUCCACUGGUGCAAUGGAACCCCUGCAAAUACUACAGCAUGGAGCAGAGACCCAACAAACCAGAGACACAGGUCAGCACUCAGAUCAACAGUCCGCUGGCGUCUCCCUCACAGUCUCCUGCUCCGUCUCCUUCUGGCAGUGUGAACAGUUUGUGUCCGGGUCUCGGUCCGCUGCCUCUCAUCUCUCAGUUCCCUCGGCCCGGUGGGCCAGCACAAGAUGCACGUUAUUCUUUAUUGGGACAGCCUCUACAGUACAGUCUGUGUACUCCAACCAUCAUGCACAACCACAACCAGUCCUACAGCUCCCAUCAGAGUCAAGGUGGAAUGAAACACGGGGCUCGAGGUAAAAGACAAACACUUAAAUCCGCCUCUACUGAUCUAGGAACUACUGACGUGGUGGUGAGUCGCGUGUUGGAAGUGACCGACCUCCCCGAGGGAAUUUCACGUCCGGAGGCGGAGAAGCUCUUCAACCAGCUUUUCCUCUGUGGUGCCAAGAUACAGUGGCUUAAAGAUCCGCAGUGUUCCCGGGGUCCCGGAGGAGGGAGAGGUGAUCACAACGACCCUGCGCACCUCUACACCGUAGUGGCGGUGUUCCCCAACACCAUGGCCGCCCAGAGCGCCUCCUUCAAACUCAACAACAGCGGCGGGAGUUUGUUCAAACUGCGCGCCACGAAAAAGAACUAUGACCUGCGCGUGCUGGAGAGAGCGAGCUCGCAGUGAGUCCGGAGAGAGAGAGCGAGCUCACAGCGAGUCCGGAUAGAGAGCGGGAGAUGAAGAUGUCAAAGGGAUGAGAUCGUACUGAUGUUCUUUAGGGAUUUUUUAAAUUAUUUUAUAUCAUUACCAGAAGAGCACACAUAGCACAGAGACGUGUGGCGUCACACGGGUUAAAGAGACAGUUUACUCGAAAGGAUUUCAUAGUUUAAUCGUCAGAUCAAAUCUUGAACAGCUUUCUUCAGUUGAACACGUUUUGUUAAAAUAUAAAAUAAUGAAAGUAAAUGAGAACUUUGAUUAUGUGGAAAAGAACGGCAUGAAUGUUCAGAACGUCGUCAUCUGUGUUCCUCUGAAGAAAGUCGUUCAUCUCUGUAAAACAUGAGAUUUGUUUUUGGGAGAACUGUUUCUUUAAUAUUCGCAUCAAGAGGACAACCCACUUCCACCUCAGAACUUCAUCUAGAUCUCCGUCUGUCUCAACCUCCAGCUCUAUCUCUCUCUCCUCAUAACCUCUCUUACGCCUGCUCACCUUCUCUUUCUUCCUCCUUCACUUUCUUUCUAUCAUUUCUUGCUUUCUGUUUAGGCUUAACGCUGUUGUGGACUUCUGUAUUGCACUCUUUACCCCCUCCUCGCUCAGACGAAAGCUUCUUUUCUCGGUUCAGUAUAUUUAUAUAAGUGAUGUAAGGAUUAUAAGGAAUAAUCUAUAUAUUCAGUGAUUAUUUUCCCGUGGAUAAGUUGACCCCCCCGCCUCUUCUCGUUGUGUUUGCAUUUUUCGUUGAGCUGUGCAGAAAGUAUCGAGGUAUUUAAAAAGUGCACAAUGAUUGCGAAUGUCUACUGUAAAUUCCAUUUAAUCUGUUAUUUUUUUGUUUGUUUUUAAAAAUAUAAAAGAUUACUGAAAGAUAUCAAAA
Molecule: messenger RNA, 4679 nt
Organism: Triplophysa dalaica
Lineage: Eukaryota; Metazoa; Chordata; Actinopteri; Cypriniformes; Nemacheilidae
Product: R3H domain-containing protein 2
Exons: 25
Coding region: 700-3783 (1027 amino acids)
Molecular function (GO): nucleic acid binding
Source: RefSeq, a predicted model, not a curated record